Pocillopora meandrina is the source of this 5443-nucleotide messenger RNA. Lineage: Eukaryota; Metazoa; Cnidaria; Anthozoa; Scleractinia; Pocilloporidae. The record is from the annotation of a GenBank genome assembly.
AUGGCUUGUGUUCUCAUACCGUUCCGUCGGCAAAAAGCAAGAGCAGAUAAUUUUUUGAUCACAGCAUCUGCUUCACUAUUGAAAAUUGAAUUAUGCAAGAAAAGGUGGUAAGGGACACGAUAUAGUAUUUUCUUUCUCUCUUUUCUAUCAAAAGUGUAGUCUUCGAAGCUGCUUGUCUCACUAGAGUCAACCUUUUUUUUCACUAUUCUCACUAGAAAAUGAUCAAAAGUUAAACUGUGACGAAGCAUACAAUUUCGAAAACAAUUUAAUUUCACUUUGAGAAAAAAAUUUGUUGGAGUUCGAUUUCACUGUUGAAUACUGCGUGAGACUAGAGCAACAGAAACGAAGGAUCAUUCCCCAAACUGAAUAUUGUUUGCCCUUUGAAGUUGCAAGACUCGGUGAAAAACAAGUACUAAGCUAAUUCGUAUUUUUCACGGCAGUGCUGCGAGAGAAGGUUUUUGAUAACGGUCAAUAGUUGACAGCGAGGGGGAGGGAGGGGUAAAUUUUACUAGUUACCAGUCUUGGUAGAAAGACGUCAUGGCGGCCGCCUUGAACAUACGACGUACUCCUUUGCCUUCUGUCGUAUUCCAAAAUGACAAAAGAUGUAUGUGCAUUUCGGCCCUUGAAUUGUAAAACCGUCAUGUAAUCGCUUCUACAAAAAGGGAAUCCGCACUUAACAGAAGUAUGGUUGAUUAUGGCAACUUUUUUACGUUAUGCUGAUAUUCGUAUUUUGUUCACCAAUUAGGUAUCCCCACAAGCUUGCAGUUUUUUGGAAAGAACGAAAAGCGAAAUACAGCACAAAGGUAGUCAGUGUAGACUUUGGAUCGCUGUUCUUUCUCCCUUAGCUCAUUAAACUUUAUUGAUUUUUUUAAUCGUCAGUUUGAGUUAAAGAAAUAUUUCUUCCGAUUACUUUUGCUCUCAGCAUGUAGCAUGGUUUGGAGCUGUUGAAAACGGUUAUCGUGGUGUUCAUUUUUGGCCUGAGCCUGAUCUAGUAGACAGCAAACUUACUCUAUUCAAGGUAAGUUUUAAACAAAGGUAACAUGAGGUACAAAUUUGGGGACAGAUUUCCAAAAGACUUUCUUUUUUCGUAAUUGUUUUAUUUAUCCAAUAUCUCUAUGCAUAAUAAAGUAUGGGGCAGUGCGGAAAUCUUGGCCAACUCUGUUGAAACCAUAUUUUUUGUAAACACGUUACACCCACUCCCUGAAGCCUUCCUUGCUUUUUUCUUAGGCUUGUUCCUUCCUCCUAUUCAGUGUGCGUUACAUUUUAAGAAAUUUUGAAAUGAAAGCAGUCCAUCUUUCGUUGAUAAGAUUUUUAAAGUUACAAGGUUUCAUCGCUUAGCCUCUUGUGUUGGAUUUACUAUGUAAUUUCAUGUUGAGUUAUUGAUGUUAAAUCUAUUAAUUUUCAUUGUAAACGUUUAAAGCACAACAGCUGAAACGAAAAAAAAAAACAUUGUGAAAUGCUAUUGAAUCUACAAAACGUUUGAAGAGAGAUGCCAAAUACCAUUCUAUGAACUUUAUUUCACAAUAAGACUCCCUGGAGGUUAAAAAACACUACACAGGCAAAUUUAAUAAGGAACUUAACCAGUCAGGACAGUGAUGCCAAGGAAGACAAUUAAUUACAAAAAUAAUUUUUUGUUUUAAGUUGCAAUUUUCUAAUUGGCUGCAUGAAUGUUAUUACUGUCUCUAACAGUGCCACAUCUCAACCUCAGUAUAAUGUGUGUGAGUGGCAUUGAGUUCCAUCUUGAAACUGAAGUAAUUUUCUGUUAGUGUUCCCGUAUACCGACCAUGCUAAAUUUGAUUCCUUGUUGUUUGGCCAAGGACAGCCUAAACAUAAACAAAGUUCUAAAUGCUAGUGCUUAGCUAUUGUUCUACUCAUUUGAUCUUUUGUUUUGCCACACCUUCAUUUCCAUUUCUGUCAUGGUUUGCUUAAGGUCCCUAAUAUUGUUGUUAUCAAGUUUUUUCUUUACUUUAAAACAAUAUUUAACUCUAAUUUAUAGAACCCAGAGGAUGAAAUGACAGAAUAUCAAGAAAAGCAGUGGAAUAUUUUCAUCUGUAAUGUAAGCUUUUCCCUUUUCAAUUUAACACGAGUGUGUAGUUGCUCUUUGCCUUUGAUAUUACACUCACUCCACACAGUUUGGAGUAAAUCUGAACACUGUUCAUCUUAUAUCUUUGAAAUCAUUAGGUGUCCCCUAGUGGUCGUCACCAGCUUCUGGCCACUGGCUGUAUUGAUAUUAGCAAUUACAUCACAGAGAAGCCUGGAAAAUUGGAUGUUACAGUCACCCUUAAGCCAGCAAUCAAGAAAGUUGUGUCUGGUGAAAUUAAAUUUGAAUUAUCAUGGGUUAUGCAGGAAGAUGACAGAGUCAUUCAGUGAGUAUUCCUCAGUAAUUUCCGUAGCUAGUUCCUGUAAUGAUGAUCUAGCUUAUGUGUGGCAUUUAAAAGUCAACUACUCUAUCAUAAUGUUAUAUUUUAGAUCAAUGAACUUGAUCAAUAAAUUUCAAAAUGAGAUAUUAUCAUUUUUGCUGCAUGAAUAAAAGGGUUGACUACAAUCUGAAUUUUAUUUUGUCAAUGGUUUUUAUUCAUUCAAUAAUUCUUUGUUUUUGCUAAAAGUAAUUGUACUGUGAAAUUCCAUGAACCCUUUAGCUGUUGAAUAUGCUUGAUAUUUGUAUUACCUUUACAGUCCCACAGAUGAAGAGAUAUGGGAAGAGAUAAUGCAGGAAGUCAGAGAGGAACAAACAAGAAGAAAAGCUGAGGGAAAGACAGCCAAGUAUAAAUCUUUGAAAAAAAGAAGGAGCAGGAAAUUCGGUUGCUCAAGUGAUACAGACAUUGCUGCUAAGGAAGACAAAAAGAAAGCUGAAAACAAUGAAGUUGGCUGCCCAAUUGGGACAAACAUUGCUGCUGAGGAAGAUAUAAAAAAAAAUGAACAGCACGGUGGCAUCUUCCCAAAUGACAAAUCCCAGGUGGAUUCCUCAUCCGGCAGCAAUACCAAAGUGAGGUCAGGAAAAGUCAGGAGGCAGUCUUCAUGUCAUCAUGCUCCUCUUAGCCCUACUCCACCCCAACCACACCCAUCUGCUAACCAGGGGAUGCCAUCAGAGAGUGAAGAGAAAAAAGCGGUGCAGAGUAAAAGGAACCUUCAUAAAACUGUCAGGUUUCAAAUUGAUGAACAGCCUGAGGUAUUACAUCCUGUUGGAGAUGAUGAAGAAGCACUGGACUCCUUUUCUGUGUUGUCCUCAGAAAGUGUCUACAGGGAAACAGUUUUCAUUGAGAAAGAUGAAGUAGCAACAAAAGAGAAGUGCAUUGCCAAGAGAGAUGAAAAUUCAUGUAAGUUCUGUUUUGUUUUUCAGCCUCCCAUGCCAAAGGGACAGGGGAUAAAUUUGUUCAUUUUUUUCUGUUUAAUCUGAUUUAUUUUCAAUCAAACAAUUAUACUGAGACUCCUUAAAACCCUUAGUUAUAUGCACUGAGUAAAAAUCAUAACUUUACUUUGCUUUAUUCUGAAUUAUAACUAUUUUUAUUGACAAGUGAUGGUAACUUUUUUGUUCAGCCUCAAGUGUUUGCCAGCUUCACUCAAAGUUGGCCAGUUAUGUUGAAGAGGAACUGAAGCUUGUUCAAGAUGAAUUAUUGUCUUCAGAAGAAGUCUGUUCAAAAGUAAAACUUGAAAUGCAGAAAGCUAUGUCAUCAGGUUGGUGAUCCAUUUAGAACUGAGGCAAUCAUUGUUAAUAUGAUGAAGCGAAAUGCCUUGGAAUUUCAAAUAUCAAAUAAUACAAUUAAUAUGUUGCAUUCCCAUGUUGAGUCAUUUUAGAGCAUGCAUUCCUUCAUGAAAAAAAAAGUUAGAGUUCUUUCCUCCACUUAUGAGCUAUAAUCCUUUUACUCCAGGAUUUUAUUAGUGAUUCCCCUUACUGUCUGCAGAACAAUUCUUAUGAUGUUAGAUCAGAGAAUUUGGUAUUGGAUGGACUAAUAAUCUCCUGCUUAUACUGUUUUAGUAUUGUAAGGAGAAAUUCUGUCUUGGUCACUCACAGACCAAAAAUAAAGGUAAUCCCUUAACUAGAGCUACUGCAAGUUUUGGACUUAUUUCAGGUGUAAUAAGCCAUGCUUAACUUACACAGCUUACACAAUGUAUUUGUUUACUUUUUGUCUGUAGGCCACAAAGAAGAGUUUGAAAGCUUAAACCAAGGCUGGCUUAUAUUGGAUAGCUUCCAUUCCAAAGUGAUGAAAAGAAAAGACGACCUUUUUGCCCUGUAAGUAAUAAAGACUUAUUUUUGAAAUGAAAUAAAUUUUACCAUUAUGACUUAAAAUGUGGUCUUACAUUGUAAUCCAUGAUCCAAAAACUCUGCAUAAGUGCCUAUAUAUGUUUACCUACUGUCUUUGGCAACUAGAAUACUUCAUCAUAACCUUACCUAGAGAUAAUUAGAGUAAUAACUAGAGUAAAUUAAAAAGAUUUACAAAGAUAAAUCUGCAGCAAACUUCCUUGUUAAGUUUGUUGCAAAAGGCAGCACAUGCAUCUUGAUUGAUGACUAGAUGCCACCUUGGAUUUAGGUGAGCUUGAGGUUUGUAUAUCAUCCAUCCUAGUGUCCACUUUGUAGCACGUUAAAUUAAAGAUCUUUUUCCAAGCCUAAUUUUGGAGGGUUUAUCUAGAAUGCUGACAAUGUAAAAAAAGUUUUGUUUGUCUUUAAAAAUGGCGACCAACUUUUUUUGAAUUGGCUAUCACUUUCAAAAAUUUAGGGGGCCAAGUGGCUAUCAGAAACACCCUCUGUAUUGCCCAAUUAGUUCCUCUGGAUAUAUUUAUUAUUGUUGGUAAUAAAAAAUGUGAGCAAUGGAAGGAAAAAUUUUUGAUUUACUGAUCAAGCAGUUCCACUAUUUGUCCUAAUUUUUUCUUUUGGUUUUUUCACAGACUGUAGUGGUUCUGCUUAACCAAAGGUUGUAUUUAGCUUCAAGUAGAUUUGCAUUAAUUUCUGUUUUCCUCUUGCCAAUGUAGUCACAAAGGAGAAAACAUUGAAGAUUGUCUUAACUUGCUGUGUUCAGAUUUGAGAUGCCUUUCAGAAGUGGAAGGUAAGUAUUCAGUUGUUUCUUCUCCUUUUUCUCAGUUAAGUGUUAUUGGGACUGGUUUAGUGAGCCUUGAUUCUUAACCCUUUACACCCUAACAUCAUUCUGUGUAUAUAUAUACUCCAAACUGUUCUCUUUACAUUUCCUAAGGUGCUGACAAGGUGAAAAUGUUUAACAACCUUGAGUUUCUUUAGAUAGUGAUCAAUUCCUUUAUCCUUGUCACAUUUUUAAGGAGAAAUUAGAUGCUAAUCUCUUUGGGGUCAAAGGCAUCAGCUAAUAUGUAGAGGAAGGAAACAAGAUUUGUAUUUUUAAUCAUAGGGUGGAGGAAAACAGAUCAGAACAGAGCUCAAGAAAAAAGAGUUGCUGGACUCAUUGAUGCAAUUUGCCAGCAGAGCCUUGAUGCCUAA